AUGCCUGAAAACAUGAAAAUUGCUCAUCAGCAUAAAAUGUUAUUUAAAACAAGUACACCUAAAAAACCAACUUUAACACCGUUACCGCGUUCAUCAACACCGAAUAAAUUCUAUACACUUAUUAAAAACAAGAUCAACGACAACAAUGAUCGUCCAAAAGUUUUCGACGAAAAAUGUUGUCAACAUUAUCAAAUAUCUAACAUAAAACUUGAUUUACUUCUCUAUCGACCAAAACCCGAAUGUUAUCACCGCGAUCAAAAUAUUCAUCAAAUGUGGGACAUAUAA
Rotaria socialis is the source of this 285-nucleotide messenger RNA. NCBI's taxonomy places the organism in Eukaryota, Metazoa, Rotifera, Eurotatoria, Philodinida, Philodinidae. The record is from the annotation of a GenBank genome assembly.